Molecule: messenger RNA, 1794 nt
Organism: Impatiens glandulifera
Lineage: Eukaryota; Viridiplantae; Streptophyta; Magnoliopsida; Ericales; Balsaminaceae
Exons: 5
Coding region: 181-1518 (445 amino acids)
Biological process (GO): exonucleolytic trimming to generate mature 3'-end of 5.8S rRNA from tricistronic rRNA transcript (SSU-rRNA, 5.8S rRNA, LSU-rRNA)
Molecular function (GO): zinc ion binding; nucleic acid binding; 3'-5'-RNA exonuclease activity
Source: RefSeq, a predicted model, not a curated record
AAGCUUGAAGAAUUGACAGUAUAAAAGAGGAACGACCCACCAAAAAUCCCCUUCUCCUUCUCUCUCUCUCUAUUUCUUUCUCUUUCUCUCUGUAACUUCGUCUCCGGAUCAUAGCAGGCGAGAAUAUACAGAAGGAAGAUCUGAUGUACCUGCUUGCGGAUCUUAACUAUAUUCAGUACCAUGAUUACCCUAGAGCAUAAAGAAACUGUGGCAAGUAAUUGUGAGGCAUCAAUAAGAUGCCUCCAGGUCAAGGAGGAGGAGGAGGAGCACCCAAGUGAUGUAUUUCCGGAGUUAAAAGAUGAUGUAACCACCCCAGGCGGAAGUACGUUAGAAACUGAAAACCGAAUCAACAGUGAACCUGUUGAACCUUCAUCAAAGGAAUUUAAUGGCAAACCCACAACGACGUUCAUGAAUGGAUUCAGCUCAUGGUUACCUUUCCAUCCCGAGGCUAGUAAUGUGGUGCAUUGCCAAUAUGCGUUACAGACACCUUUUUACCCUUUUCCAGCAGAAAACCAUCUUCACUAUGCUCCAUAUAACAUCUUUCCUCAAAAUUAUCCCCAUGAUAACUGGCUCCAGGAUUUCCAGUAUUUUGUUGUCAUAGACUUUGAGGCUACAUGUGAUAAGGCAAAGAAUCCUCACCCUCAAGAGAUAAUUGAAUUCCCAUCUGUGAUUGUGAGCAGCGUGACGGGCCAAUUGGAAGCUUGUUUUCAGACUUAUGUACGCCCAACUUGCAAUCAGCUGCUGAGUGAUUUUUGCACUGAUUUGACAGGCAUACAACAAAAUCAGGUGGACAGAGGUGUUACUCUAACUGAAGCUCUCCUAAGGCAUGAUAAGUGGCUUGAGAAGAAGGGUAUAAAGAAUACUAACUUUGCUGUGGUGACUUGGUCAAAUUGGGACUGUCGGGUGAUGCUUGAAUCUGAAUGUAGAUAUAAAAAGAUCCGGAAGCCUCCUUACUUCAACAGAUGGAUUAACCUGAAGAUCCCUUUCCGUGAAGUAUUUGGAGGGAGGAGUUGCAAUCUGAAGGAGGCAGUCCAGAUGGCGGGGCUAGCUUGGCAGGGGAGAGCACACUGUGGACUGGACGAUGCUAAAAACACUGCUCGUCUGCUGGCAUAUCUGAUGCGUAAGGGAUUCAAAUUCUCCUUCACUGAUUCUCUUCUUUGGGAACCUCCUGCUGCUGAUAAUCACAACCACCGUCCCUCUACAUGGAAGCAACAACAGCAGCAGCCAAUGGACCCAUUUAUCUUUCCUCCAUUUCAGCCGCCUUAUCAUAAUAGAGUGAAAGAUAUGCUGCACAACAAUAUUAAUAAUAAUCCAGUAAUCCAUGUCAGACCCGCCAUUCAGACCCUGCACCAUCAUAAUCAUAAUCAUAAUAAUCCCUAUUGUCACUGUGGGGUGAAGAGCAGCAAAGGGAUGGUACGCAAACCGGGUCCAAAGCAAGGGAGCUGUUUCUUCGGCUGUGGAAACUGGACCACCACUAGAGGGGCUCGUUGCCAAUACUUUGAAUGGGCUUCAUCUUGAUUUGCUGGCUGGCUUACUGGCUGGCUCCUCUUCUGUUCUGUAAAAAAAUAAUAAUAACUAAAGACUUGCUUAGUCAUAUCCGAAUAUGGGUAAGAACUAUAUCUAUUAUACAUUAUAAGUAGUUUGGUUGGUGAAAUUGGGGCAUUUGUGAGAGGGUUGGAAGAAGAAGAAUGAAGUGUCCAAGCUGACUUUUGUUUGGCAAAAAGAUUCUGACUUGAUUAUGGGUUUUUAUUUUUAUUACUAUUAUUAUUAUUAUUAUUAAUAUUAUUAUUGGUA